Messenger RNA from Aspergillus oryzae RIB40, 363 nucleotides. RefSeq lists its product as uncharacterized. The transcript has 4 exons. The record is from RefSeq and is a predicted model, not a curated record. Lineage: Eukaryota; Fungi; Ascomycota; Eurotiomycetes; Eurotiales; Aspergillaceae. Bases 1 to 363 code for a protein of 120 amino acids.
AUGGAAGUUCUGGGAUUGGUUACGGAUCGGAGAGAUGGUGAUGGAGAUGGAAAGGUUAGGAAAGAGGAUGAGGAGGAGGAGGCGGAGGAGAGGAAGGAAGAAAGAGUGACGAUGGCGGAUGAGAUGGUGGUGGUGAUUAUGGUGAUGGAUGGUUUUUGGCCGAUCCAGUAUUUUUCCCUCUCUGGUCACUUUCUAUCCGUUUUCCCCCUUUGCCCAACUCUUCUUUCCUGUCUGGUCUUGUUCGUCGUGUCCGCCCAUCCGAAACACGCUCGUCGCGGUAGUAUAUCCUAUAACUAUGUCUGUAAGCCAUUGGAGGCAAUUCAACUUGCACGACGUAAAAAUUUCAACGGACCUCCGUCAUGA